Molecule: messenger RNA, 4065 nt
Organism: Chionomys nivalis (European snow vole)
Lineage: Eukaryota; Metazoa; Chordata; Mammalia; Rodentia; Cricetidae
Gene: Znf397
Product: zinc finger protein 397
Exons: 3
Coding region: 1461-3041 (526 amino acids)
Biological process (GO): regulation of transcription by RNA polymerase II
Molecular function (GO): DNA-binding transcription factor activity, RNA polymerase II-specific; RNA polymerase II cis-regulatory region sequence-specific DNA binding
Source: RefSeq, a predicted model, not a curated record
GCCUGGACGGCGAGAGGCGGUGUCUUCGGCGCCUGGGGUCUCUGCCCACGGAACCGAGGUGUAGUGAGAGCCCCGAGCUACCGGGCGUGAAGGGCGCUGCAGACAGUGAGGGGCGAAGGAAGUUUCAGGCUCAGUUAAUGGGUGGCCCCGUGCUCCGUUACCCGUAGGGGACGGCAGUGGUGUGACUUAGGCUACUUGUCAGGGGUCGGGUUCUCUGGUGGGCAUGGGGCUGGGUUGAUGUGUAAGCUGGGACACAGGACGGUGCGCUCGCCGCCUCCGUCCCGGUGGGGAGGGGUGUCCAGGGCCGGGUUUUAACAAUUAAGGACAUACAGGUCUCUGCAUAUACCCGCUCCAAACAUCAUGUCAUGUUCGUUUCAUAUCCCCACAUCUAGGACGUGAUUACUACCAUAUUUCGAUUGAAUUUAGAAUAUUCAGCUCUUGAGAACUUAAAUUGACCUUUUGCAUUCAUAAUAGCAUGUUUUUUUAACCCAAGCCAAGUAUUUUACAGUUACUGAAUUCCUCACUAAAUUCAUUCAUAAGCCAAACCUUUCUAUAAUACUAGUUCAAAACAAAGCCCACACACACGUAAGUGCCUCCUAUUCGCUGAAAACUUAAGUAUACUAGUGGGAUCAAACGGCAAGUAUACAGCAAUAUUUUAUUUAAACAAACUCAUGUUUAGUACAAAUUUUUAAUUUUUACUACCUUAAAUGUAGACUAACACUACAUGCUAUAAAAAACAAUAAAAAGAAAAUUAGGCUAGCAUUCUAUUCUGCCAAACGCUGGGCAUAAUGUUACAUGCCUUUAAUCAUGGCACUGCAGAGGCAGGAGGAUCUGUGAGUUCAAGACCAUCCCAAUGUACAUAGCAGGUUCCAGGACUACAUAGACCCUGUCUCACAAAAAGAGGAAAAAAAUUGCCAAAGUAUUAUUAUUCUUAGGUUUCUGAACCUGAAGCUUGUAUUUUAUUAAAAUUUUCUGUGGCUGGGGAUGUAGCCCUAUGAUAGAAUGUUGUCUCGCAUGAUGAAGGGCCUGAGUUCAGGUCCCAGCACUGUCGAAGAGAGACAAGGAUGCGGCUUAGUAGCAAAGUGUUUGUCUGCCAUUCAUAAGACUGUGAGUUCAUUCCCAGCACUGAAAAAAGUUCUGCUUUAUAUAUGGGGUAAAGAAUUUAAUCUGGACUGAAACAUGACUGAAAAGGAAAUAAUCUUACAAUGUAAUUCAUAUUAAUAUUGCAUUCUUACACUUCUAAGCAUUUUUUCUGUAAUUAGGAGUUCUACACAGUAGCGGUAUGAUCUUAAUUCUUUGUCGAGUUAUUUAGUUUAAGCCUGUUACCUUUCAAUAUUACAAGUUUUUAGAGAUUUUUCUUUGUAUGCUAUAAGUUAAUAGUGUUUUCAUAUCUUGUAGGAUCCUCCCCCAAGCACAAAGCUCAGUUAUACUAAGGUUUCUGUAAGCUAUUUCAGCCCAGAAUGGCUAUGGAAUCCAGAGCAAUUUCAACUUUAAAACCUCAGGAUCAUCAAGAAGAAUUAAUACUAGUAAAAAUAGAAGAUAGCUUUUCUUGGAGUCAGAACUGUAAACAGAAUGGAAGCACCCAAUCUUGCCAAGAAUUGUUUCGCCAGCAGUUCAGGAAGUUUUGCUAUCAUGAAACACCCGGGCCCCGAGAGGCGCUGUGCCGACUCCAGGAACUUUGCCAUCAGUGGCUGAUGCCAGAGCUGCACACAAAGGAGCAGAUCCUCGAGCUGCUAGUGCUGGAGCAGUUCCUGAGCAUCUUACCUGAGGAGCUGAGGGCAUGGGUCCAACGGCAUGGCCCAGGAAGUGGUGAGGAAGCUGUGAGUCUGCUGGAGGAUCUGGAGAAAGAGUUUGAUGAUCCAGGGCAGCAGGUCCCAGAUAGUCCACAAGGACCAUCAGUGUCAUGGAAAGAUUUAACAUAUCUCAGAGAAUCCCAGGAUUCAACAAGCAUCCAAGUCCGGCCUCUGAAGACACAGCUAAAAUCCUGGAAACCUUGCGCUUCCUCUAAAAGUGAUUCUAAGAAUAAUGAAACAACAGCAAAAGAGGACAUUUCAGAAGAAAAAUCACCGGGACUCUCUUGGGAUCCUUCAUUUAGAGGUGUUAGUGAGCACAAAAGCAAUUUAGAGUGGCAGCAGAGAAGUUCCCCUCUCCAUAGGGGUAGUUUUAGUCAAGUGAUCUUCACACACAAAUCCUUAGCAAAGAGAGAUCAUCAUGAUGAAUCUCAAAGAUGCUUAAUUCUAAGUACCAACUCUGUAACAUGUCAGAAAGUUUCUCCAGAAGAGAGACCUUACAGAUGUGAUGUAUGUGGACACAGCUUUAAACAGCAUUUCUCUCUGACACAGCAUCAGAGAAUCCAUACUGGAGAAAAGCCCUAUAAAUGCAACCAGUGUGGGAAGGCCUUUAGUUUGAGGUCAUAUCUCAUUAUUCAUCAGAAAAUCCAUAGUGGUGAAAAAGCAUACGAAUGUAAUGAAUGUGGAAAAGCCUUCAAUCAGAGCUCAGCCCUCACUAGACAUCGGAAAAUUCAUACAGGUGAGAAAGCUUGUAAAUGUAAUGAGUGUGGCAAAGCAUUCAGUCAAAGCUCUUACCUAAUUAUACAUCAGAGAAUUCACACUGGUGAGAAACCCUAUGAGUGUAAUGAGUGCGGGAAAACCUUCAGCCAGAGCUCAAAGCUUAUUAGACACCAGCGAAUUCAUACAGGAGAGAGACCCUACGAGUGCAAUGAAUGUGGAAAAGCUUUCAAGCAGAGCUCAGAGCUGAUCACCCAUCAGAGGAUACACAGCGGAGAGAAACCCUAUGAAUGUAGGGAGUGUGGAAAAGCCUUCAGUCUGAACUCAAACCUCAUCAGACACCAGAGAAUUCACAGUGGAGAGGAACCCUAUCGGUGUAAUGACUGUGGCAAGACCUUCAAAAGGAGCUCAGCCCUUGUUCAGCACCAGAGAAUCCAUUCUGGGGAUGAAGCUUAUAUAUGCAAUGAAUGUGGGAAGGCUUUUAGGCACAGAUCAGUGUUGAUGCGCCAUCAGAGAGUCCACGCUGUUAAGUAACUUAAUACAAUGAUUCAUAAAUAGUUUAUUUUUCUCUAUAUUAGCCAGAACGUUGACUUUGGAGCAGGAUUCCACAAAGGUAGUUUUAAAAAAACAAAACGGUCUUUAGUCUAACUUGCUAUGUGUAACACUUCCCGAUGCCACUGCGAAUUUUCUUUGAAACUUCCUGUGAUUGACCAGAGCAAGAUAAAGGACCAUUCCUUUGAGAUUUGCUCUUAACAUUAGGAAUACUCAGGAAAAUAAAAAAAAAAAGGUAAUGUAAUAUUGAGACCUCAUUUUCUAUGAGAAUGUCAUUGGAAGAGGCUACAUCUGAUUAUACCAGAUAAUAUGGAUGACAAGAGAGACUGCUUAAGAAAUUCAAAAGUUUUUUACUUAAUAGUAGCCAGUCAACAAGAAAAGUGAGCAAACAAUUUCAUUGAUGAUUUGUUGAUCCCAAGACAGGCCCAAAAUAAACUGAGCUUGAGAAGAAAAAGAUACAAAUUAGUUUAGACAACCUGAGGGCCCUGUCCAUUCCCCACCCAUGUGCUGGGUAUUGAAUUUAGGGCCUUACAUGCUAGGCAAGUGGUCAGUUUUGUUAUUUUUUUAUGCCGGCUUUGUGCCAGUGACUAGAAAUAAAGAAAGAUAUUUCUACAGUCUAAUGGCCAUUACCAGUCAGGUGAUGACACUUUAGUAUGGCCACAGCCUUUGGGGGUGGAGUUCGGGUUUAUUUGUGCAGCCUUGGCUGUCCUGGAACUCUGUAGACCAAGCUGACUGGCCUUGAACUCAGAAAUCUGCCUGCCACUGCCACUAUACACCAAGUGCUAGGAGUAAAUGCGUGUGCCACCACUGCCCUGCACUUUCCCCAUUUCCCUCUUGUGAAUAACUCUGGAUAAAGGAUAUUGAAAUGACAUGGAAAAUGAGUUAACUAGGAAGGAAGGCAGGCCAGGUUACAAUGAAAGAUUGUUUUGUUUAUCACCAGAAACAUUACCUAUUGAGUUCAAAAUUGGCAUCCUUUCUGUGAGAUAGGAUUACAGCCAGAUUCUCA